UCACGGCUUCUUCGACUGAUUGCGCCGCGACGUCCGUAAUUGCCAAUCAAGGUAGAAACAAAUGUACAUGACGAUCUUUCACAAACACACAAAACUGGCCAUAGGCUAAGAAAUCCGCUUCCAUCAAAAUGGCUUCGGACGAUUCUUUCGGGACCAGAUACCCUGGCGACCCAUGGCCGGGCGUUGCGCCGUCGCAACAGGUCCAGAUCGAGGACCGCUUCUUUGUGGAAGGUGCCAGUAUUCACUUUUCAAGACUCAAGCCUCUCCAGUUCUGGGCACCUUUCAUGGGAGUUUCAGAAACAGCUCGAUCUGCGUUUGUCGUCAAACAUGUUGUCGCCGCUUCUACUACGGUCAAUCGGAAGCUUCAGCAAAGCGAAAUCGACUCAUUAAGCGAGAGGGCUGCCCAAAACGCCCGAUAUAUCAGCUUGAUUAGGCCUACAGGGCUAGCAUGCGCCGUUGCCGCCGCGGCGAAUGGCAGGAAAGAAUUCAGGUUUCCCUUCUACACUCCCAAGGCUUCUUGGUUCGAUCCCAUGUUGUUUCCUAGCAAGAGGCUUCAGUUCUUGCGCGGGACAAGUGCUGUAUGGAUGUGGCACGCAGUCAGAACAUUUGCAUAUUAUCCAGGCACUAUGAUUGCCACUGCCAUCAUAAUUGGUUCCAUUUCAGAGUCUACGCUCAGAGCCAACAUACUCAGGGACCCCAGACUGUCAGACUUACGGCAGGCCACCGAACGUGAAGGUCAAGCAGCCAUGGAGAAACAAAGGGCGUUGCAGCGCCGGAGACUUGGGCUUCCUGACCCUGCCGAUCGAACCCAGCAAUCAGACCAAGGGGGGGCGAUGCCUACGCCGACUCCCGAAAAUUAUCAGGGGCAGCCCCAGAGCAGGACGUACCCGCUGCUUCCCUCCGAGACUACUACCAGCGGAUGGCAAGACCAAGAUAACCAGGGUUCUUCAGAACCUGCUGCUCCUCAACCACAGUCAACGCCAGCUCCUUCAACAUCGAAAAGUUGGGGCAGUUGGGGUAGAAAGCCGUCACAGCAGCCAGCGCGGCCACAAGAGUCCAGUUACCAACAGGGGAGCAGCGAGCAGUCACCGUGGGAAGGCUCUGGUCUGUUUGAAGAUGACGACGCAUCACCUGUCGCACCAUCUGCCCGACGAACUGAGAAGGCACAACCAAGCGGCGGAUCCAGCUGGGACCGCGUGAGACAGGACGCCAAGUCUAAAGUAGAUGCGAGGAGGCAGGCAAGUUCUCCCGGAAAUCUCUGGGAGAGAGGGGAUCGCUCGGAUCAGGAUACCACAUGGGGUCGAUUGAGGCAAGACGCAGCACCUGAGGACCGGGAUACCAAGCUCGUGGGCUCGUCAGAGAAGGAGAAAUACUCGUACAACACGGAAGAAGAGGACAAGGCGUAUGCGAAAAGCCAGGCGCAAAAAGAGUUUGAUAAAAUGCUGGAAGCUGAGAGGCAGGGCCGACAAGCAGAAAGCGGGGGCUGGCGACGGUCCAAGUAACACUGGUCAAGCAUUCCCGAUACUUUUUACGUCCAUUGGACUGUUGAGCGUGUGUAUGUAGCCGACAGUGUACGAUAUUUAUAGGAAUUCAUCCAAAAGGGGUGCCAGUUUUCUAAAAAUUUCAUGUAUGCCAAUCCACACCCUGGUGGAAUCUGGUCGACAUCAUUGGUGCUAACGACCAUUUAUGGUUGGUAGAUCAAGACAACCG
Pseudomassariella vexata is the source of this 1710-nucleotide messenger RNA. RefSeq lists its product as uncharacterized. Bases 129 to 1502 code for a protein of 457 amino acids. NCBI's taxonomy places the organism in Eukaryota, Fungi, Ascomycota, Sordariomycetes, Amphisphaeriales, Pseudomassariaceae. The transcript has a single exon. The record is from RefSeq and is a predicted model, not a curated record.